This is a messenger RNA of Paralichthys olivaceus (Japanese flounder), 4472 nucleotides long. RefSeq names its product G protein-coupled receptor 4 (gene gpr4). Gene Ontology annotation, molecular function: G protein-coupled receptor activity. Gene Ontology annotation, biological process: G protein-coupled receptor signaling pathway. The record is from RefSeq and is a predicted model, not a curated record. Lineage: Eukaryota; Metazoa; Chordata; Actinopteri; Pleuronectiformes; Paralichthyidae. Gene Ontology annotation, cellular component: membrane.
CACUGCUCUCACACACUCUGAACAUCACCACAACUGGACAGAGACUGAAUGAAAUUAAAUGAGUGACUUUGUUUUUCUUAUUUGUUCUGGAUGGAUACUCGUUUGCUUGGAGGAUGACAGCAGGAGUCCAGGAACCUGAAUAUGUUUGGAGGCUUAGAGCUAAUGGACAACCUGUCUCCUGCCAAGUGCUGCAGCUCUGUGAAGUCAUUCCGGUGUUUGAGUACGAGCAUCUCUCAGGAGUUUAGUGUGUCACUGGGACCUUGACCCCCCCCACACACACACACACACACAUACACACACACACUCUCUAGCAGACCUCUAAUCUCUAAAAGAUUGAUGAGGACCCGUCCAGGCACUGGAGGCCUGGCACAGCGUUGAUAAGGCAGCUUUCGUUUCAGCACAUUUUAUCCCUCCUUCCUUCCUUCUCCUCUUCUUCAUCACACUGAGGAAAGCUUCAGGUCAAGAAGGACAGUCCUCUCAGAAACUAUGAGAUGCCCUGGGAGUGACAGCUCUGUUUUCUCCUGUCACUCCAUCUUAGAUGGCCGUGUGGUCGGCGAGGAGGACGCCACAGUUGCCAUGUCACUGUCAAACUGCUGGAGCUGGAAUAUAGUGAAACUGCAGAGAGACACUCAGAGCUGAGAGCAGCUGAGCACACGUCCCACACACACACACACACACACACACACGCACACACACUGUUCCACGCAGGACAAUGUGCAACAUCUCGUUCUGUAAUGUGGACAGUAAGGUGGACCAGUUCUUCCAGCCCACGCUCUACAUCAUAGUCAUCGUCCUGGGGCUGCCCACUAACUGCAUGGCUCUGUGGGCGGCCUACAUGCAGGUGCGCCAACGUAACGAGCUGGGCAUCUACCUGAUCAACCUGUCGGUGGCUGACCUCCUCUACAUCACCACUCUGCCUCUGUGGAUCGACUACUUUCUGCAGCACGAUGAUUGGAUCCACGGUCAGGAGAGCUGCAAGCUGUUCGGCUUCAUCUUCUACACCAACAUCUACGUCAGCAUUGCCUUCCUCUGCUGUAUCUCGCUGGACAGGUACCUGGCGGUGGCGUACCCUCUGCGAUUUGCCAAGGUUCGACGGAUCAAAACAGCUGUCCUGGUCAGCGCCAUGGUGUGGAUCAUUGAGAUUGUCGCCAACUCUGCUCCUCUCUUCCACGAUGAGCUCUUCCAGGAUCGCUUCAACCACACCUUCUGCUUUGAGAAGUAUCCCAUGCAGGACUGGGUUGCAGGGAUGAACCUCUACAGGACGUUUCUGGGCUUCCUUGCGCCCUGGACAGCCAUGCUGGUCGCCUACAGAGGGAUCCUUGCAGCAGUGCGCUGCAAUGUCUCAACUGAACGCCAGGAAAAGGCAAAAAUUCAGCGCUUGGCUCUGAGUUUGAUCCUGAUUGUUUUGCUCUGCUUUGGACCGUACCACAUCCUCCUCCUGGUGCGGAGCGUCAUGUUUCUGAGGAAGCCGUGUGACUGUGGCUCUGAGGAGAGCUUGUUUGCAGCGUACCACGUGUCGUUAGCACUGACGAGCUUAAACUGUGUCGCUGACCCCAUUCUGUACUGUUUCGUCAAUGAGGGCGCGCGGCACGAUGUCGGACGAGCCCUCUCAACACUAAUCUCUGUGGCCUGCCACAAAGGCUCCUCUUCCUCACCAUCGCACGUCGACAUGCUGAAUGCUGGUUCGGUUACAAUGGAAACGCCACUAUCGGCGAAGAAGCAGCCUUGUGUGUAUGCUGACGGUGGCAAGACGAGCAGCUACAAGACAGAGCUGGUGGCUCUGAAGGAAGAGUGUCUACAGAUGACCAUCCUCAGUGUCAGGAAGUGACUUGUAACUGCAACAGGAAGUAGCAGGUUCAAACUGUGCAGGUCAGUGGGAGGAGGUAGUUCCUGCAGUACACCUGAUUUCUUCUGGUCUGACAAGUUUGAAUCAGACACACUCAUGGCUGUAGAUCCUUAGAGUCAAUGUUUCCACUCAUUGGCACUGAUGAAGUAAACAGGACGCACAGUCUGUAGCCAUGGUAGCAGCCCCUGCAAAAUGCUUACGCCAAUUAUGAGGGGAGUUCAUGUGCAGAGCCUCAGUGGGAUAGGUGCUGGAUAUGCUGGAUUCGAAAUGUAUGGAGCACAAUGCAAAUGUACUGCCAGUGCAGUGGAAAUGAAUACACCAGAAAACAAAAAUAGUUUGGGCAAAGAAAAAUUAGGAAAUUGCUUUGCAAUUGUUAAAUUGAAGACCUGAAGGUUUGUCAUUUCUACAGUGGCCAUAAAAGGUAUCUCUGACUGACAGCUCGUCAGUUCUACAUCGAUGCCUUGGUUUAAUACCCUGUUCACACUAAUGCGGAUAUUUUGCAAAACAAACUUGUUCCUCUGUGUUUGAGCUUCAUGUCCACACCAAACAUCCAGAUAUUUACAAAUAAACGGUUGUAUUUAUAUAGAGCUUUUCUAGUCUUGAAGACCACUCAAAGCGCUUUACACUACAGUUUGCCAUUCACCCAUUCGCACACACACAUUCAUACAUAUAGUGCAUCUAGAGUAGCACUUUUAUUGUUGUUCUAUGGGGCAAUUUGGGGUUCAGCUUCUUGCGGAUGACCGCUCUACCCCUCAGCCAUAGCCACCCCCACAAACAUGCAGAUUUUCCAAAACUCUGCUUUCCAUGUAGCUGUGUGUUUCCAAAACGAUGACAUCACAGUUCACUUCACGCAUGCCAACUGUUAAAAAGCAACAAUGACAAUGGCGACAUAUUUAACACAUUUCAUUCACAGGCAUCUUGAGCAUGCUCACAAUGUUCUUCACUGGUAUUUGACUGAUCGUUGAUGUAGGCUUUAUCGCCACCUACUGGCCCAGCAUGCAACUUUGAGCAUUUGUAGUCGUUUUUGCGUUCAUGUCUGGAUAUUUAAUAAAAUUGGACAGAUUCAUUUCUAUUUUUUUUUCAAAAAAAUAUCUGCAGUAGUGUCGACAAGGCCUGAAUUACGUUACCUGUGCACGGCUGUGCUGCAUGCUGAUGUCAUCAUAUCAACAUGCUGUGUCAUCAUUAAUCUCAAAACAGCUGAAGGCUGCCAAGGAUUCAGACAUUGGAAAACUCAUGCAGCGUUGCACCAAAGGAAUUUCUUGUCUGCUGGUGACGCAGUAUGAAAAGUCAGGGGCCCACAAAUGUCCUGAGGAUUCAGCCUCAGUGCACCAUAAAUGUCUGCAACACUUUUCAUGCCAAUCCAUCCAGUGGAUGUUGAACUGGUUCAGCAUUGGAGCAACAGAAUGACAGACCAGCUGACAGCCCUACAGCCAUGUUGGGGGUGUGGCUAAUAAAGCAAAUUUUAUCACUGUGCCAGGAUUCAUUCAUACCCGAGAGGACAUCCUCUGAUAUUUGAGUGGAAUUAUUUAAACAGACACCUUCUGCAUGGGUGAGCACUGACAGGAAGACACCUUUAUAUUCAGACUGUUUGGACAUCCAUCUGGACAAAGUGCAAAUAUAAUUGUAUGGGGUUUGACACCUACAGCUGCCACUUUGGAAUAUGCAAGAAGAACAGAGGUGUAAUGAAAUAACAGAUUCCUGGUCAAAACAAUUUGUAAUGCUUGUUGGAAAUGUCUUUACUGUUACGUUAGUUGUUGAAGGAAACAGUGAGGCCGUGUGAAGUACCUCAGCUCGUAAACUGUGAUAGAUUGAAAUUGUGUUUCUAACUUAAUGUGAGCCAUGUUGUUUUCUAUUUCUUUCUUGUUAAGACAAAUUAAAAUCAAAACCAUUGACUGAAUUCAGCUCAGUGUGAAAGUCCGUCCAUGCUGGUUUGGAACAUUCACUGCAAAAGACGCAAACCAUGGUUCGAUUUGAUCCAGAGCGGGAGCACCUCUUUUGGUUGGAAAAAAAUUUAGUCCAUUGGUCUGGAUGUGGUUAUCUUAGUUCGGACUAAACUGUAAAUUCUCUAGGUUUGGAUCAAACAAAGUGUGCAAGUGUCCUUAUCUUUGCAUGUGAUUAAAUGCUCAUCAAAAGAAUAAAUAAAUCCUACACACUGGACCUUUAAUAGCUGCUUCUAUAUCAAAUACUGAAGACAAAGAAAGAAAAGAUGUCACUUUAAGAAGUGCAGACUGGAAACAGCAGUGAGAGCAGAAGCAUCUUCAGCUAUUCAAGUAAACCAAAUGUAAACAUUUUCCACAUUAUAAGAGUCCUUCAUGUGAUCAGACAUACUGACAUACUGUACUUACUUUCCUUGUGUGCAGUAUUAUUAUUUCAUGGUGAUAGACAAGUCUCCACGUUGCAGUUCCACCUGCCAACUAUUACAUCAGAGGGAUGAGAAUGUUUUUCAAUGUUGUCUCGGCAUGAGAGCGUAUCUGUGUUCAGGGUAUUUUUGGUUUUUGGACACUUCCAGCUCGUCAGGUUUUGCCCUAAACGCUGCUCUGUGUGUGCCGCUGCUUUUCUUGUGGGUCUGUAUGUAUGUCUCAGAGAGAAGGUACCAGGCUUCAUAAUGUGCAUUAGUUGAUCGACA